AAGAGGCGACACCAGUCGUGCCCUAGGCCUUGAUAAACAAACUCGCACUCGCCGCUCGCUAGCUUACUGACCUCCCAAAAUCCCCAAAUUGAACCCCUUCCUUUUCUCGGUUCGUACAGCUAUUGGUUACUUCACCUCUCUCUCUUACUGGGUCGCCUCACCCCGUUACUGUACUGUUAGCUUCAGGAAGGAGGCAGCAGCGGUGGGUGUUGGUGUUGUGUUGUUUUGCAGAUCAGUGUUGGUAGGUGUUAAUAAGGGUAAGUUUGAAGAUGAGUUCUGACACUAGGAGCCAAAGCAGGAGCAGGAGCAGGAGCAGGAGCCCAAUGGAUCGUAGGAUCCGCUCCGAUCGCUUUUCCUAUCGUGGUGCACCUUACAGACGAGAGUCACGUCGGGGUUACAGCCAAAGCAAUCUGUGCAAGAACUGCAAACGACCAGGUCAUUAUGCUAGAGAGUGCCCCAAUGUGGCAAUUUGUCACAACUGUGGCCUUCCCGGGCAUAUUGCUUCAGAAUGCACCACAAAAUCCUUAUGCUGGAACUGUCGGGAACCUGGGCACAUGGCCAGCAAUUGUCCAAAUGAGGGAAUCUGCCACACCUGUGGAAAGGCUGGGCAUCGAGCUAAAGAGUGCACAGCUCCACCCAUGCCACCUGGGGACUUGAGGUUAUGCAACAACUGCUAUAAGCAGGGCCAUAUUGCAGCUGACUGUACAAAUGACAAAGCAUGCAACAACUGUAGGAAAACAGGUCACCUUGCACGUGAAUGCCCCAAUGAGCCUAUUUGCAACAUGUGCAAUGUUGCUGGGCAUGUAGCUAGGCAGUGCCCAAAAUCAAACAUGCUUGGAGAUCGGGGAGGUAUGCGCAGUGGUGGUUACCAAGACAUUGUAUGCAGGAACUGCCACCAGUAUGGACAUAUGAGCAGGGAUUGCAUGGGCCCCUUGAUGAUCUGUCACAACUGCGGGGGCCGAGGACACCGGGCAAUUGAGUGCCCUUCUGGGAGGAUGAUGGACCGCUAUCCACAGAGGUUCUACCGUUGAAUAAUGAUCUUAGUGGUGGCAAUAUUUCUAGCUGAGGGAUGUAGCUCAAUUAGUUAUUAGAUUUUUUUAUCGAGUGUUGAACACUAGGCUUGCGGGGGCAUUUGAAACUCUCUAUUUGAUAGGCAGUGAUUUGAUGAUGUUUCAUGCGGAGCAUUUAUUUUAUAGUAGUACCUAAUAAUUGUGUUAAAAGUUGCUCUGGUUUGGAAUAAAGGAUUUAUUACGCAGUGUGCUAA
This is a messenger RNA of Populus trichocarpa (black cottonwood), 1264 nucleotides long. Its product is annotated as zinc finger protein GIS2. NCBI's taxonomy places the organism in Eukaryota, Viridiplantae, Streptophyta, Magnoliopsida, Malpighiales, Salicaceae. The record is from RefSeq and is a predicted model, not a curated record. Gene Ontology annotation, molecular function: zinc ion binding; nucleic acid binding. The transcript is spliced from 4 exons. The coding region runs from base 270 to 1031 and encodes 253 amino acids.